GAGGAGCCGUGAGGCCGGCCGAGGGAGGUCUGUGAGCCGCGGCCGUGUGGCGGCCCUGUGAGGCGGGGCGCUGUGCCAAGCUGGUGCGCUGCUUCCCGCGCUGGGCCCGCCCCUCUGCCCAUUGUGCUCGUGCCAUGUGACCGGGGACGGUUACAAAGCAUCCCUCCGCCGGUUUUUUUGCUGAGUCACGGCGGGGAGCUGUCCGGUGCGGUGGCCAGCGGAGCGGGGCCGCUGCUGGAGGUGUGCCCGGCUUCCCCAUGGGAACGGACGGCGCUCGCGCCCUGCUGGAGCGGGCGGGCACCCUCACACUGCAGACCGGCAACCUUCUCAACUGGGGCUGCCUGCGCAAGAAGUGUCCGGCCACCCCCGGCGAGGAGGUGCGGGACUGCAUUCAGAAAACACUGGCUGAAUGGAGCUCAAAGGUUGGACAAGACCUAAAUCAGGAAAUAGUGGAGGUUCUGGAAUGUACUGUAGCUCAAGCUGUAGAAAAAAUAAACCCUGAAGAAAGGGAUGAGUUGAAAGUGUCAGCAAAACUUUUCAUUGUUGGAUCAAACUCUUCAUCGAUCAGAGAUGCAGUUGACCUGGCUUGUUCUGCCCUCGGCGUGGCUCAGUUAGACUCAGUCAUUAUUGCCCCACCUCCCGUUGAAGAUGGAACUAGCUUCUCCUUGGAGUAUUUGCAGCCUUAUUGGCAAGAACUUGAAAAUCUAGUUCAAAACAACAAGAUUGUUGCCAUAGGUACCUCUGACCUAGAUAAAACACUGUUAGAACAGCUGUAUCUCUGGGCACAGGUAAAACCGAGUAGUAAUCAGGUGAACCUAGCUUCCUGUUGUGUGAUGCCACCUGAUCUCACAGCAUUUGCAAAACAGUUUGACAUACAGCUGUUAACUCACAAUGACCCAAAAGAAUUACUUUGUGAAGCAAGUUUCCAAGAAGUUCUUCAGGAAAGCAUCCAGGACACGAAAGCAAACGCGUGGAUUCCUUUAUGGCUCCUCCGGUAUUCUGUCAUUGUUAAAAGCAGAGGAAUUAUCAAGUCCAAAGGCUAUAUCAUGCAAGCUAAAAGGAAUUCCUUUUAAAACACUUACUUUCUUCAAUGGCUUACUGUUUUAGUUUCUUGGGGAUGGGGGAAACAUUGCUUUUUUCAUAGAAACACUUUUACACCAUUUGUAACAAAGACCAAAAGUUGUAAUUACUCAGUGUAAUGCCAGCAGGAGUGUCUACAGUGCUCUAACACUAUUUUUCUUACUUAACCUAUUGACCAGUUAAUUGAAAAGAUGAAAUAUUUGGGUUUAGUUUGAAUUAUUCAUAGCAAAACAGUUUAAAAGACUUUUUAUGACCAGUUCACUGUAAAAUUAUCAUUAUAUUGUAGCUGCCAUUAGGUAGCAGAGAGAAACUUGUAUAUUUUUAUUUAAAAAGAAUUAAUUUCUCUUAAAUAAGAGUUACUUGUCUGAUAGGUACAUGGAUUUCAAGCAUUCGAUGACUGAUUUUUAUAGAAAAUAAUACUCUUUUGUGAAAAAUUACCCAGAAAAAUGCAACUAGUAUCUCAUGACUUGGUAUAUAUAUAUAUAUAGGCAAGUCAGCUGUUUAAUUUGGGUGGUGGGAAAACUGCUUUAUUUUUAAUAGAGUGUAAAAGGCCUUCCUGACUUAGGAAAAAUGCAUCUUCCCAAUUACUUUGUUAUUUGAAUUCCUUCUGGCUGCUCUGUGCCUCAGUAUGCUUUGUUUAGUGUUUGCACAUGUGUCUUGGCAUCUUUGUUGUUUGAAAUAGAAAAAUGUAUUGUUGUGUGAAUGUUUCAAAUAAGCAUUGCAAACAAGUGAAGACAAAAUCUAUUAAUCAGAAACUGAAUUGUGCCCAUCUUCUCACCAUGGCUUCUGUGUUCAACACUUGUGAACUCCACAAUCAGGAUAGGCCAAGUCAGAACAACAAAUGCUGAAGCUGUUCACCGUAGUAUUGCUAAAGGACUUCUUCUGAGGCUGCCCAGGAAACUUUGUUGCUGGAGUGCCAUUCAGGAGUGUUGCAAGCAAGCUUGAAGUUAGGUAUAUUUUGUGGCAGUAGCUUAUCAAACUGGCUUUUAAAUCCUAGACAGAUUGCUGCAGCUAAGGCAAGGCUUCUCGUUUAACAUAGUCUUUCCAUCGUAAAGGCUUUUGAAUCAGAAUAGGUAGCAAAAGCUCAACUUGUAGUUCAGCAGGUGCUUGAGACUGAGUGUCUAAAAUACUGAUUUUUCUUCUUUUGAUUUCAGGCACGAGCAGGACUUCAUAUGAGUAGUACUCAUUGUAUAUAUUCUGAGACUGGGGCUCUAAAGGGAAUGAAUUUUCACUAACAUCUUUCCAAUUGUCAUGUAGGCAGCUAGUGGCAUUUGAAUGCCUGUAAGGCAGUGUUUAGUGUGUCAGCUUCCUAUAAUCCAUUCCACUAAGGUUAAAGCUUAAUAUUUGAUAAGUUUUAAGUCCUAAAUAGCUGGAGGUGGCAAAUAUGGGGAAAUUUUCCUGGACUUCUUCAGGUCUUAGGAUCAAUGAGAGAGAUGGGGAACUGGAACUAGUAAUGAAUCAAUAAACAUUUGGGUUGGGUUGGUUGGUUUCUUAAUCCUAACCAAAAUGUGAUCUUUUUAAAAUGCUGGAUUACUUUAUCUCAAAUAUGUAUUAAUAUUUGAGAUAUUAAUAUGAAUGUCAUUAAUAUGAAUAUGUGUCAUUUAAACUUCUCUGCCAGCUUUGAGUUGUGUGCUGCUGCUAGCCAUUACCUGUACCUUCUGUCUCUGUUUGGCUGCUGAGAUUGGAUAAUGUAUUGCUCGCAUAUGUGCUCAGUUUUAUAAAUGGAGAUGCUACAAAACAAGAAUUGUGCUCAAACAUGUAGGCUGCACUAAUGGGGUAAUUAUUUAUUUCCUUUGUGUAAACUGGUGCCAGUUUGCUUAUGUAGAAGAGCACCCUUUGAGACAUGGUGAUUCUAGGAGAUGAUUUUUGGGAGCUCCUGAUAGCAUAACAACUUAUCAGGUUAUUUCAUUAAAUUGCUUUGCAUCAGAGAUGAGAUUUCCUUCCAUAACGUGAAAGUUUGAAUUAAAAGCUGAAAUUCUUGUA
Melopsittacus undulatus (budgerigar) is the source of this 3063-nucleotide messenger RNA. RefSeq names its product glutamate-cysteine ligase modifier subunit (gene GCLM). The record is from RefSeq and is a predicted model, not a curated record. Gene Ontology annotation, molecular function: enzyme regulator activity; glutamate-cysteine ligase catalytic subunit binding. Gene Ontology annotation, cellular component: glutamate-cysteine ligase complex. NCBI's taxonomy places the organism in Eukaryota, Metazoa, Chordata, Aves, Psittaciformes, Psittaculidae. Bases 258 to 1073 code for a protein of 271 amino acids. Gene Ontology annotation, biological process: glutathione biosynthetic process. The transcript is spliced from 7 exons.